Messenger RNA from Scutellospora calospora, 199 nucleotides. Lineage: Eukaryota; Fungi; Glomeromycota; Glomeromycetes; Diversisporales; Gigasporaceae. The record is from the annotation of a GenBank genome assembly.
AAAUAAUGAUAGGAAGAGCAUUUGUUGGAAGUAUUUUGAACGAAUUAAAGACCCGAGAGAUGGAAUAGUAGCAAAAUGUAAGAUUCCUGGAUGCAGUACGAGAUAUGUAUGGCACGGAUCAAUUUCUAACCUUCUUGCCCAUCUUAAGAAACAUCGUAAAUCAAAAUCUUCAGCACUCACAACAUCAAUUCAAUCAUAA